AAUGCUGGGUUUAGUUUUUAUCAGUUGCUUACUAACAUUUAACAAGCUACAUGGAAAGUUUGUUUUAUUGUUUAUUAUUGAUUUCUCGCCAGGAUGAGGAGGAACGACCCUUACUGUAACUAAGUUUAUAGUAUAAUGUAGUCACGAAUGAACAGACGCAAUGUUACGUAAGGAAAACGGCGACUUUGUAGUUUCUACAUGGAGACAGGCUAAGAACGACUGUACUAUAGUUUGUUGGGAUACAUCUAACGAAGAUGCCUGUUUCUGUAAGAGCUCUGCAGCAGAUGGCUAUCUAUCUUGGAAUCAUGACUGGUGGUGGCUGUGCUGUGAUGUACUACUUAAUGCAGAAAAACUUUGCAAGAUCAGAAUACUACAGACUGGCUAUGGAACAACUCAACAGUCAUCACAUAGCAUUAGAGAGACUUGGUGCACCUCCAAUAAAGGCUCACAAUAUCCGUUUUACAGACAGGAGUAACCGCAUUGACAAGUCUGUUGCACAGAUCAAGAUCCCAGUAUCUGGAGCAAAGUCAGCUGGCUAUCUCUACACUUCGUCUGUGAGAGAUGCAGUGCUCAGCAGGUGGUGUCUGCAAGAAGUUGUAUUACAGCUCAAGGAUGGUCAGAGGAUUCAUAUUUUCAAUACAAAUGACGAGACACAGCAGCAUCAAGAUUAAGGCUUUGCGAUGUCCUGUUUCGUGGAUUAAGAGAAGACUAAAUCACCAUCAUCUGAUUCCACUUUGACAUCUCUUCGAAGUGUUAAUGAAUAUUUUCAGCAGCAAUGUUGCAUUAUAUUACUCAGGUGCACAUAGCUGAUUAAAGAUUACCUUCUGGGCUCUAUAAGCCAUAUGGAUUGAGCAGUGCCGAUCUCAGUGCAGUCUUUUUGUUAACCUUCGCUGUUCUUAAGUUUCAUUUCUAAGGAUCAGUUUGUCUCAAAUAUGCAUGUAAGACACCCAGUGCAUAGUUGUGUAGUAAAUGCAACCUUUGUUACCCUGUGUGCUUAUAGACUGGAUAUCUGAAUGAGGGUCUUUGAAUGUGAUAAAACGUAUUGUUAAAAAUGAUGCUUCAUUAGGAUGUGAUUAUAAUAAUUGAGUUCAAACCAAAGUAUUAACUUGUUAGAAUGUCAUCAUGUGACAGAUUACAUGAAAUUAUUUGUAUAUCAUUAAACUCAGUAUACUGCAGGAAUGUAUUGUCUACAAUAAAAGAAAUUCAAUGUAA
Molecule: messenger RNA, 1212 nt
Organism: Protopterus annectens (West African lungfish)
Lineage: Eukaryota; Metazoa; Chordata; Ceratodontiformes; Protopteridae
Product: cytochrome c oxidase assembly factor 1 homolog
Exons: 6
Coding region: 255-671 (138 amino acids)
Biological process (GO): mitochondrial respiratory chain complex I assembly; mitochondrial respiratory chain complex IV assembly
Cellular component (GO): mitochondrial inner membrane
Source: RefSeq, a predicted model, not a curated record